GUCCGAGCCUGCCUGGGGCUACAUUUAUUAUGAACCCGAUUUCCAUAUCGCCCCAUUGCGGGUGCCGUACUGUUAUCACUUGAUUGACUCCAACUGUAUCCAGCGAAAAACUUUUCGACCAGGCAGAAUCAUUGAC
This is a messenger RNA of Nannochloropsis gaditana CCMP526, 136 nucleotides long. RefSeq lists its product as uncharacterized. The transcript has a single exon. The annotation marks the transcript as partial. The record is from RefSeq and is a predicted model, not a curated record.